Halichondria panicea is the source of this 1248-nucleotide messenger RNA. RefSeq lists its product as uncharacterized. The transcript is spliced from 5 exons. The record is from RefSeq and is a predicted model, not a curated record. Lineage: Eukaryota; Metazoa; Porifera; Demospongiae; Suberitida; Halichondriidae. The coding region runs from base 1 to 1248 and encodes 415 amino acids.
AUGAUAGCUACAAGCGUCACAAGACUGCGACCAGCUGUGUUGAACAGCCGCAACUCUAGCCUUGAUGAUGAUGAUAAAAUUGAAUUGGAGGAUCGGCUCAUACGUGACACAAGGAAAAUGAUAAUUAGUUUCACUGCUUUUACUCUAAUUAUCCAAGAGUCAUUUGAAAAACGGAUCCCAUUGGAUAAGAUUAAAGAUUCUCUUCUCAGCCUCGAAUCUUUCAACGACGGGAUUGGAGUUAAAGUCUUUGAUGCAGAAAAUAGGCAAGAGAUCAAAAAUGCCAAAAAUUUGGCCCAAGUCUUCAUGACUCUACGUGCUUACAUCUCCUUUUUCAAUAAUAAUAUAGUGGAGUACCUCAUCGAGCUGCUGGGAUCACCAGACGACCAAACACAACUGUGUGAGUAUUGUUCUGCACUUGAUCAGUUCUGCCAGCGAAAUGUGUUUGAAGUUCCGGCCGAAGCUUUCUCUUCAAAAUCUCGUAUGAAAACGGCUAAAAUAUUUGUUCUCAAGUGCACGGAGCGAGUAGCCACACUGGAGUAUGUAAAAAGGCUGACACGAAGAAUUGCUGAAGCACUUAGUCUACAAAGAGCAGCACUACAACUCUGUUCAGUCAAACAAGGUUGCUUGGAGCUCUACUUUCUCAUCACUGUAGCUGUUGCCAAGCGUAUCUACCCAGUGUCCCCUACUGUACAGGCUGCUCUCAGUGUGAUGGGGGUCAAAGUUCUCACCUGUAGAAGUACGGAUGAGGUGGAGACAUUACUGCUGGAACAAAAUCUGAACAAACUCAAACUAAAAGGUGUUGAGGAGAUGUCUAAAGAUACAAGAACGAGCACGACAACCUUCACUCAAAUGAAGGACACUAAAGAUACAAGAGGCUCGGACACAGUGGAGGCAACAAAGAGGGAAUCAAAGGACACUCAACCAGUCAAGAAGUUCAAAGAUUUUCACCAACGUUCCCCUGUACGGGAACAGAUUGAGCACAAAAAUGCUGAGCUGAUCAGGAGAGACGCCAUCAUUCAACAACAGAGACAGCGUCUCCCUCCCGGAGAUUCGAGACCUCUACUCACUCUGAAAUGGAGAAAAGGAAAAGACAUGCCAAUCAAGAUGGGAUACUCAGUACAGAGUGUUGUUAUCGGUGGCACGGUGUAUGUUGGUAAAGGUGAUGCAGACAAUGAUUGUGACAUGUGUACAGUGAUGAAGCUCAAGCAAGAUAAAUGGACCAAACUACUGGAAUACACUGCCGAGUAG